AUGGAAAAAAGGAGCAAAUCCGACGAUGAGAACGCUUCGACUUCCAGCCUCGUCAAAAGCGAAUCGCUCUACGAAGUUACACCGCGCGAGAACCGUGAUACCGAUGGAGCGUACAAGCGAAGUGGUCGCCUUACUCUCGGCGUGAUUCGGGUACUGGGACGGUUAAUAUCGCGCACUCGGGACUACUCUUGGUCGUCGCCGCGACGUUAUAACACCGGCAUAUCGUCAUCGACUUACCAUCAGUCUAGAAACAUCGACGUGUCUGCGCCGAAAGUGGUCGUUGAAAACACAUACAAGCUACUGCCAGAUAAACGGUUCCCUGUGGAAACUGUAAAAAACGUCAUUCAACAAAUACUCAACGACGACUUACUGGAGUGCGAAUACAAAGCGGACGUUAUCGCGGAGAAGACGAAGUCGAUCACGGAUACGAUAAAAUAUAGAGUUAAAAGACUUAACGUCAAACGAUUCAAAAUCGUGUGCAUCGUAACCAUCGGUAAGAUAAACGGUCAAGAGGUCAUCGCCGCCGGGAGGUGUCUCUGGGAUCAUAACGUCGACAACUUUGCUACCGCUACUUUCAAGAAUAGGUCAAUUUUCGCAUUUGCUACUGUGUACGGAGUUUACUUCGAAUAG
Molecule: messenger RNA, 630 nt
Organism: Saccoglossus kowalevskii
Lineage: Eukaryota; Metazoa; Hemichordata; Enteropneusta; Harrimaniidae
Product: tctex1 domain-containing protein 1-like
Source: RefSeq, a predicted model, not a curated record